AUGUUUGACUUAAGUUUCUCAAUCUCAAGGCUAUUGGCUAUUUCAGAUGCUUUUGGCCCUGUUGUAUUGGGAUGGUUGGUUACUGGAUUAUUUGGACUCUUGGCUGUUCUGUUCGCCCUCCUUAGGUGGCAGAAAAGAACAUCUUUAAAUUGGGUGAAAGCUGCUGCUAGAGCAAAGCAAAAAGCAUGGAAAAAGCUGAUUGUUCCAGUAUCACAUCAUACAUGGGCUGAAGAUUAUGGUUGUGGUGAACAGCUAUCCACAUGCUCUGUUUGCCUUACUUCUCUGUCAUUCUCUCAAAACUUAGGUACAAAGAUAGUGUUUCACACUCCUGUUCAUCGCUGUGCUGUUUGUGGUGUAGCUGCUCAUUUCUAUUGUUCCCAGUUUGCCACAAAAGACUGUAAAUGUUUUGCUCAAGCUGGUCAGAGCCACGUGCAACACCAUUGGUCAGAAAGAUGGUUCAAGAUGGAUGAUAAUCCUGAAUCUUCGGCAUUUUGCUUUUACUGUGAUGAACCUUGUGGUGUUCCUUUGAUUGAUGCUUCUCCUACAUGGCAUUGCAUGUGGUGUCAGCGUCUCAUACAUGUUGCUUGUCAUGCCAAGAUGUCAAAAGAAUCAGGGGAUGUCUGUGAUUUAGGUCCUCAUAGAGAUAUCAUUCUUUCUCCUUUGUGUGUGAAAGGAAUUGAUGUAAGAUCGGUGAGAAGCUUAAGCUCGAUAAGAGAAGAAAUGAUAGCAUCUACUGUUCGUGGAGAAAUGCGGCGAAGGCGCAAUCGGAACAAAAAUGGAACAAGUCGCUCUAUUAGUGGCAAGUUCGAGGAUGUGCCAACUGCUGAUUCUCCACUCCGUUAUAUGCUUAAUGGUAUAGCUACUUUGAAGAAAUGCUACAGUGAGAAAAAUUUGGACUUUUUGUCAAAAAAUGGCAAAACAUAUGGCUCAAAAGGAAGUAAUGUUGGAUUAAUCAAGAAGAAGGGUGGAACAUUAACAUACGGACAAACCAAGAAGUACAAGCUAGUGGACUUGCCAAAUGAUGUUAUACCUAUUUUAGUUUUUAUAAAUACCAGAAGUGGUGCACAGAAUGGGCCUUCUCUCAGGAGGAGACUGAAUAUGCUCUUGAAUCCUGCACAGGUGUUUGAAUUGAAUUCUUCCCAGGGUCCUGAGGCUGGUUUGAAGCUGUUUAGCAAUGUGCCAAAUUUUAGAGUAUUAGUAUGUGGUGGAGAUGGUACUGUUGCAUGGAUUCUUGAUGCAAUUGAAAAAUUUAGCUUUGAGUCACCUCCACCUGUUUCCAUUCUUCCGUUGGGCACAGGAAAUGAUCUCGCAAGAGUUCUACAAUGGGGAGGGGGUUUCUCUAAAAUUGAGGGACCUGGCUUAAGCAACAUUUUACAUGAAGUUAAUCAUGCAGCUGUUACAAUGGUGGACCGCUGGAAAGUUGAUAUUAAAGAAGAAAACUUGAACAAUGAUUCAGAUAAUAUGCGCUCGAAAUAUAUGAUGAACUAUCUAGGUAUUGGAUGUGAUGCCAAAGUUGCUUAUGAAUUUCACGUGAACCGGGAGGAAAACCCUGAGAAAUACUAUAGUCAGUUUGUGAACAAAUUGCGAUAUGCCAAGGAAGGUGCCAGGGAUAUGAUGGAUAGGGCUUGUGCAGACUUACCGUGGCAAGUUUGGCUUGAAGUAGAUGGGAAGGAUAUCCCGAUUCCUAAGGAUGCUGAAGGUUUGAUCGUUCUCAAUAUCAGUAGCUACAUGGGUGGAGUAGAUCUUUGGCAAAAUGACUGUGAGCAUGAUGAUCAUUUCACUUGUCAAUCAUUGCAUGAUAAGAUGCUAGAGGUUGUUUGCGUCUCUGGAGCAUGGCACCUUGGAAAGUUGCAGGUUGGUCUUUCUCAAGCCAGGAGGUUGGCCCAGGGUAGCAUCAUAAGAAUACAUAUUUCCAGCGCUUUCCCAGUUCAAAUAGAUGGGGAACCAUUUAUCCUACAGCCUGGCUAUCUAGAAAUAUCACACCAUAAGCAGGUGUUUAUGUUAAGGAAGUCGUCUGAAGAACCUAAUGCCCAUGCAGCUGCAGUGAUGUCAGAUGUUUUGUUGGAUGCUGAGUGUAAAGGCAUUAUUAACUCCUCUCAGAAAAGAGUUCUAAUUGAGCAGAUAGCUCUUCGCCUUUCAUAGUGAAAAGUUGGGCUUUCUUUUUUGUUUCCCCUUCUCAUAUCUCUUUAUUAGCGCUAAUUUUCCUGCUUAGUGCUAACGUUCAGUCAUUAGGGAGUUAGGAAAGAAGAGUGGGGUUUGUCAUCUUCUUUCUCUCUCUUUUUUUUGGUUCAAUUACCCAUCCUUGAGCUCUUUUCACUUGGCCUUGGUGCACAUCCAAACUUGCUAGUUGACGAAAACUCCCGUGUUGUAGUCAAGUACAUAUGAAAGUAUACAAAGGUACAGUUUUGCCUCAAAUGGAUAUAGAGAAUUAGAAAUUUUGGUGUGUUUGAAGAGUAACCACGACGUAUAGAUUGAGAUUUAAGUAGAUAGUUCUAAUUGUGUAAAGCAUGUGAUUUACAUAGAUAAUUAAUUCUUAGAACAGUUUGCAGAUUGUAAAGACAUGUAUCCUCAAAUGUAACCGAAUGAAUUAUCUCAUGUUGCUGUAAUUUUCCCUGUUUUCUCAACAUUUGUCUCAUUUUCCAUACUUUUUCACCA
Chenopodium quinoa (quinoa) is the source of this 2655-nucleotide messenger RNA. Its product is annotated as diacylglycerol kinase 2-like. The transcript is spliced from 7 exons. Bases 1 to 2142 code for a protein of 713 amino acids. The record is from RefSeq and is a predicted model, not a curated record. NCBI's taxonomy places the organism in Eukaryota, Viridiplantae, Streptophyta, Magnoliopsida, Caryophyllales, Amaranthaceae. Gene Ontology annotation, molecular function: ATP-dependent diacylglycerol kinase activity.